AUCCACAUGCUGCCGAGUAACGUGGAAAAAUGUACUAGCAGUGGCACGGUAGCAGGGGGGUUGACACCCACAUUGUCAUUUUACUUUUACGAAAAAGACGAAUGUUUUGGAUUCUGUUCUCUAUCCUCGUUUUGACCGUUUUGAGUUGUCUCGGGUCGUUUAACUUGUGAUGAUGGAACGUGUUCAUGUAUUUACGUGAUGAGAUACAAAGUAAGUAGCCUAGCCAGCUAGUAUUAUUAUUAUAGCAGUCGGUCCAUUAGAGAUAGCUCUGUUGUGCUAGCUGUGCUAGCUGUGCGGCAAGCUCGCAAACUAUUACGAUGUCAGCAAGCACCAGGUAUUAUUGGGGAAAUUAAUUUAAAAAACACUACUAGUAGUAGUUCAUUUUAAUGUCAGUGCAUGUCGAAUCAUCAAGGACAGAAGACCAACUAACGUCUGGCGUAGCCACAAUCUAGCCACCUGAUAGUAGCAGUACAGUCGGACCGGAGCAGCGCACACACGGUCUCAUCUCAAUUCGCUUUUGCUUCUCAGCCAUCAUUUUUACUCCAUCGACUUCUAGUUGCUACAUACAGUGACGUAUCAACUAGUUACAGAACUGGUAAACAUAUACAGAUGCCUCCAACGAAUAAAAACGGGAUUCCGGACAGGUGGUUGGACUACAAGGCCGUAGGCAAGAAGAUUCCCGGGACUCGGUUCAUUGCUUUCAAGGUUCCCUUGAAACAGUCGCUGAAUCGCCAUGUUCAGAGUUCUGACGUGUUUGGUCCCAAGGAGCUGCUGACUGCUCUUAGUAAAGAGAAACAGGAGUUGGGCUUGAUUAUAGACCUCACCUAUACCACACGCUACUACAAACCAGUGGAUUUACCAGACUCACUGUUCUACCUGAAGAUCUUCACGGCUGGUCAUGAAGUUCCCUGCGACCCCACAAUCCUCAGCUUCAAACGGGCUGUACGCAAGUUCCUACAAGACAACGCAGACAAUGAGAAGCUGAUUGGAGUCCACUGUACCCAUGGUUUGAACCGCACGGGCUACCUCGUCUGCAGGUACCUGAUAGAUGUGGAUGGUCUGGAUCCAAAACAGGCUAUAAAGUUGUUUAACUCUGCGAGGGGCCACGCCAUAGAGAGGGAGAACUACCUGAAGGAUCUCCAGUCUGGACCAAAGCGAAGUAAUCAGGGCAUGGACGAAUCAGAGCAGGAGCCAAUCAGAGGCCAGGCAGGCUCGACCCCGCCCUGGGAGAGAGAACAGCACGGCAACUAUAAUUGUCACCGCUCAGUGCCUUUCCACCAACGGGGGAUGAACCACCAGCAGCCUCGGACCCUACACAGCAGCCUCCGCCCCCCUCCCCUGCUCCCCCCCCCACAGCACCAUCGCCCCCGCCACCCUCCUCCUCUCAUCCCGCCCUCCAUCCCUGGCAUGUGGUCCCCCAUACCCAGGUACCAGUGGAGGCCCCAAGCACAAUCCGAGUCGGCGUGGUGGAGACAAUCCCCGCAACCAGACCACCAGUACGGGGGGUCCCGGCACGAGAACGGCAGGGGGAGGGGCUUCCACCCCCAGGAGGAGAGGAGGAGGGGGCCGUUCCCCCCGCCGUCCGCUCCUCCCUACCCGCUGCUCCCACGCUAUUCUUCCGAGGGCUUCCGAGGCAGCGGGUCUAGCAGUCACAACCCUCGCUCGGAGGAGAGGGACGAGCCCAGGAGGAAAAGUCAACAUCGCCACCGACACCACGAUAGAACUUGAGAUGGGUGGGUGGUGGGGGGGGGAGGGGAGAGGAAUGGAGGAUAGUCGCAAAAGGAAAGCGUGAGAGACAAGUCGCAGGCGGGGAUAGAGUACUGUUCCUUUGUCGGCUGUUUUUGUAUUAAAUGCUUUUUUUUUAUGUGAAUUUGGCUGAGUCUACAUUUUUCUCUUAAGGGCUUGUUGGACUUGCGUUUGUUUUAUGACCAGAAAUUUGGCUUCGAAACUAUUAAGUAGGCUAUACCAGGCACAAAGCCUUUUUUCUUGUUUUUUUAACAUAAGGUUUACAUAAAGUGCCUGUGUUUUAAUGUGUGCUCCACUGUCAUUGCCAAUUUAUAUUUCCUAUGCUUACUAACACCUGCCAUGUGAUUAUCAUGUUUUAAUUAAAGCCAAUAAAGACAUUGGUUGCUGGUUCAA
Molecule: messenger RNA, 2139 nt
Organism: Osmerus eperlanus (European smelt)
Lineage: Eukaryota; Metazoa; Chordata; Actinopteri; Osmeriformes; Osmeridae
Gene: dusp11
Product: dual specificity phosphatase 11 (RNA/RNP complex 1-interacting)
Exons: 9
Coding region: 610-1728 (372 amino acids)
Biological process (GO): protein dephosphorylation
Molecular function (GO): protein tyrosine/serine/threonine phosphatase activity; polynucleotide 5'-phosphatase activity
Source: RefSeq, a predicted model, not a curated record